AUGACAGAAAAGAAGACAGACGCUUCUUUUGUCGCUCCCAUACCAUCGGAUACCUCAUACGAAGAUGUCGAACCCAACGGCUUCGAUGCAGUCGCUACCAAGAAGCUUCUCCGCAAACUGGACUGGCAUCUUAUACCAUUCAUGUCGCUCAUUUACCUCUUGUGCUUUUUAGACCGCACCAACAUCGGCAACGCUCGCCUCGACCACCUCGAACAAGAUCUCAAGCUACACGGCCUACAGUACAAUGAUUGUCUCGCCGUCCUCUUCCCCUUCUACAUCGCCGCCGAGAUACCAUCGAAUAUCAUGAUGAAACGGACCCGGCCGUCUAUCUGGCUGACAUUCAUCAUGUUCUUCUGGUCACUAGCGAUGAUACUGCAAGGUUUUGUGAAGAACUAUUCGGGGCUAAUGGCUACACGAGUCUUUCUGGGGGUGUUUGAAGGAGGACUGUUCCCGGGUGUCAACUACUAUAUCUCGCAAUGGUAUGUGAGAGACGAGUGCGGCUUCCGCAUGGCUCUCUUCUUCUCCGCUGCAACGCUCGCCGGAGCCUUUGGCGGCGUCCUAGCCCGUGGUAUCGCCGAGAUGUCCGGUGUUGGUGGAAAAGCAGCAUGGGCAUGGAUAUUCAUCCUAGAAGGCCUCCUCAGCAUCCUCGUCUCAACAAUAGCAUACUGGUGUAUAUACGACUACCCCGAAACCGCCCGCUUCCUCACCCCCAAAGAACGCACAGAAGUCCAACGCCGCCUCCACGCAGACCACGGCCACCUCUCCAACGACUUCGAUAUGAAAUACGUCUACCAAGCCCUCACAGACUGGAAGAUAUACAUCUUCAUGCUAAUCUGCAUGGCGGGCUUCUGUCCCAUCUACUCUUUCGCCCUGUUCCUGCCUACCAUCAUCAAGAACAUGGGCUACACUGCCAACGACGCCCAACUCAUGUCCGUCCCGCCAUACGUCUGCGCGUGCUUCUUCACCAUUGCUGCGAGCUGGUAUGCGGAUCGCGUGAAGAAACGGGGUGUCUUCUUGAUGGGCUUUCAGGUCGUGGCUAUUGCGGGCUUUGCUAUGCUUGCUGCGACGGGGAGGCCCAGUAUACAAUAUGCGGGUACGGUGCUUGCGGCUAUUGGGAUUUAUCCGCAGAUUCCGUUGGGUAUGGCGUGGAAUAGUGGGAAUAUUGGCGGCAGCUUGAAGAGGGGGACGGGUAUUGCUAUGCAGAACGCGAGACGCGAUAAGAUUGCCCUGGAAGCUGGGGCGCAGGAGUUGACCGAGGAACAGAAGCUGCUGGAACGCGAGCUUGCCGAUGACGUGCCAUGGUUUCGAUAUACCACCUAG
Molecule: messenger RNA, 1320 nt
Organism: Alternaria arbusti
Lineage: Eukaryota; Fungi; Ascomycota; Dothideomycetes; Pleosporales; Pleosporaceae
Exons: 6
Coding region: 1-1320 (439 amino acids)
Biological process (GO): transmembrane transport
Cellular component (GO): membrane
Molecular function (GO): transmembrane transporter activity
Source: RefSeq, a predicted model, not a curated record